UUUUUUUUUUUUGCUUUUUAGGGCCCCACUAAGGGUGGGAGUUGAAGCUGCCAGCCUACACCAUAGCAACACCAAAUCUGAGCCUCAUUUCCAACCUAUACCACAGUUCAGGGCAACAGCAGAUCCUUUACCCACUGAGGGAGGCCAAGGAGCGAAUCCACAUCCUCAUGGGUACUGGUCAGGUUCAUUACUGCUGAGCCACAAUAGGAACUUAACGAAGGCUGUAUUUUUAACCACUGUAAUAUCCUAGGCUCUUUCCCGUCUAUUCAUACAUGCCAACCAAUGUCUUUCCCAGUGUCAGAAAGCUAUUAAGUUUACUCACUCUAUUCCUAAUGUAACACUGCAGAUAACAUGAAAAUGUGCAGAUGAACAAAAUAUGACUCUGGAGCAGCACUGUGAACAGAACCUUCUGUGACGACAGAAAUGUUCAGUAAUAUCUGUGCUGUCCAGUACGGUGGCCUCUGACCCCACGAGGCUACUGAAGCACAAUGUGGUCAGUGUGACGUGAACUUAGGCACAUGUGGCUAGACACCAUCGAACAGGACAGCACAGCUCUAGAGAAAUAACAAGAAAGUGCAUGCCACAGAAAGAAGCAACUUAGCAACCAUGAUGGCAACUUGCCAACAGUAAAACAACUCAAGGUAGACAUAUAUAGUCAAGGAGUAAAACUGAAAAAGGCUCCAUCUCAAACAUGUCCUAAGACCAUGUCUUAUCUUUCAAACAUCCACAACAGCCUUCAAAAUUCAGAUUCACCACCAGCUGCAUUAUACCACCACCGCCCUGCACGUGUGUACUGCAGACCAAAUUGGGUAUUAAGUGUAUAUUGUGUUCCCCACUGGACUGUGAGCAUCUGAAGAACAGAUAGGUAUUAACAUCUCCACCACCUGCAACUAUAUCCCAAGGUUUUCUACACUAUUUCGUCAUUCAGUUUUAAUGGGAGAUAGUAUUCAAUUCUGUAAGCGUCUGAGUACCAGCAGUAUGUAUGAAAGGAAGUCCUUGUAAGGAUCUUAGAGUGGGAUGGGGGAUACAUUAUACAGGUAGACAAAUAAAUAGCAAAGGAAGGAGGGUAACUACCUAAGUACGUAAACCUAGUGCUUCAGGGCAGAAUGGAACUGUCAGGUGUCCUAGUGGUAAGAGAAACUGGAACGCAGUCUAAGAAAUAAGCAGCCAUUAUUCAAUUUUGUAAAACAUGUAAGAUGGUAAAGUGUGCCCCCACCUACUACUCCGCAAAGCCUAAUGGAUUUAAAAGGAAGGAAGGAAGAGAAACAUCACAGCAGGGCACAGAAAUUUAUCCUGACUUCACUCACAUCACCAGCGUCAGACUCACCCUGCUCCCUGUACCAGUAGGCCAAAGCUAGUCUUAGAACAAAGGCUUCUAGAUCCAAAGUUUCCACGAAAAUCUCACAGCAAAAAACAUGGUAGUUUUCCGUACACUCAAACCCUGAUUAUCUUUUAGUUAUCUACUUUUAGGUCUUGGAAACGUUAACACAGUCCAAUCUUACAGUCAGUGUAAGAGGCAGCACAUGGAGCUAAGAGUAGUUUAAAUUCAUUUAAAAGAAGUUCCCAGAGUUCCCGUCGUGGUGCAGUGGUUAACGAAUCCAACUAGGAACCAUGAGGUUGCAGGUUCAAUCCCUGGCCUUGCUCAGUGGGUUACAGAUCCGGCAUUGCCGUGAGCUGUGUUGUAGGUUGCAGACACAUCUCGGAUCCCGAGUUGCUGUGGCUCUGGAGUAGGCCAGCAGCUACAGCUCCAAUUAGACCCCUAGCCUGGGAACCUCCAUAUGCCGCGAGAGCGGCCCUAGAAAUGGCAAAAAGACAAAAAAUAAUAAUAAUUUUAAAAACAUUCAUUUCAUAAGCACAUUUUCUGUUUCCUUUAAAAAUCAUUUGGGGGCAGGGGUACUGUAUGAGGAGGCUGCAAAUUCAUAAGACAUCAAGCAUCAUCCAGAGGCCAAAAAAUAGAAAGUAUAACUACUAUCAUGUAGCAGGUUGCACACUGGAAGACUAACAAAAGUCCAACACUCUAACUUUAGAAAAGAUUGGGGUAAAAAAUCACCAGCCAAUUUUCUCAUCUCUAUCAGCACACAGAUUAUUCAUGACAAAAACAAGAGAAAAUCUGCUUAGUUUUCCUAAACUGAAUGGGCUUGUGUAGUUUAACUUUUUUAUAUGCCUGUUUUCUCAUUUUAGAUUGAGGAAGGAGACUAGAUGCCCUCAGAGGAAAAAUGUCAUUAGCUGAUAUAAUUACUUACAGAUUGAUUCAGCAUGAAUUCUGGUUCAAUCCUAAUUCAUCCAUGAACAGGAAAUAUAGGGCCAUGGAAGUUAUUAAAAUGUCAUAAAUUCUUUGAUUCUCCUCAAAACAUGGAGCUUGAUGCCUCUCCCCUUGGCUGUAGGUUCUGUGAACCCACAGCAUGUGGCAGCAGCAGUGGGGUUUCCUCCUUGCUCCUGCUUGGGUCACUCACUCUAGGGGAAGCCAGCCACCAGGUGGUGAGGACACUCACGCAAGCCCAGUGGAGAACUGAGAACUGCUGAACGCUAACCUGCUGGAGUGUGGGCCCCAGAGAGCCUCCAACUCAGUAAACAUCUUGACAUAAAAAACACCUCAUGACUGACCCAAAACGACCUAAGCUACUGCCAGGUUCCCUGACCCACAGCAAUUCUGAGAUAUACUGAAUGGUCACUGUUUUAAUCCACUAAGUUUUGGGGUAAUUUGUAACAGCAACUAAUACUAAAAAUGAAUAUACCAGUGUUUUUUAAUCUGUGGACCCUAACCCAUCUGUGAUUUAUAAAAUCAAUUUAAAGCUAUUUUUUAAAAAAUGAAGAAAAAAAAAAAAAAGAAAACCUAGUAAAUCUUUGGAGUUCUCGCUGUGGCAGAAUGGGUUAAGAAUCUGAUCAUGGUGGCUCAGGUCACUGCGGAGGCUUGGGUUUGAUUCCUGGCCCGGGUACAGUGGGUUAAAGGAUCCAGCAUUGCAGCAGCUGUGGCGAAGGCAUCUUUGGCUCGGAUUCAGUCCCUGGCCAGAAACUUCCAUAUGCCAUGGGUGCAGCCAUAAAAUUUUUUUAAAAACCUAGCAAAUAAUAAAAAGUUACAAAAGAUAGAGUAUACAAUUCAAAAUAACAUUACUACCUCAAAGUUUUUUCAACCUUACAAAUAUGUGUAUACCAAGUAGCAUUUAAUAACACUUUUUUUUUUUUUUUUUUUUUUUUGUCUUUUUGCCUUUUCUAGGGCUGCUCCCUCGGCAUAUGGAGGUUCCCAGGCUAGGGGCCUAAUUGGAGCUGUAGCCGACGGCCUACACCACAGCCACAGCAACGCGGGAUCCGAGCCACGUCUGCGACCUAUACCACAGUUCACGGCAACGCCGGAUCCUUUAACCCACUGAACAAGGCCAGGGACCAAACCUGCAACCUCAUGGUUCCUAGUCGGAUUCGUUAACCACUGAGCCACAACAGGAACUCCUAAUAACAUAUAUUUCUUAGAAUCACAACCUAAAAGGUUUGAAACCUACCAGCCUACACUAAUAGAUUUAAAACAAAAAACUCCCGGAGUCCCCAUUGUGGCUCAGCGGUCAAUGAACCCAACUAGUACCCAUAAGGAAACAGGUUCGAUCCCUGGCCUCACUCAGAGGGUUAAGGAUCCAGCAUUGCAGUGAGCUGUGGCGUAGGUUGCAGACGCGGCUGGAAUCCCAUGUUGGUGUGGCUGUGGUGUAGGCCGGCAGCUGUAGCUGCAAUUCAAACCCUAGCCUGGGAAUCUCCAUAUGCUGCAGGUGCAACCCUGAAAAAAAAGUUCUCCUGUGGCACAGCAGGUUAAGGAUCCUGCCUUGUCAAUACAGAGGUGUGGUUCGCUCCCUGGCCCAGAAAAUUCCAAAGGCCACAAGACAGGCUGAAGGGGGGAAAAAAAAAUCCCUAAAAGGAAUCCUUGAAGGAAUAUAAUCUCAAUAACAACCAACUAUGCAAUAAACAUUUUCAAUAAACUUUUAAGGAAAACAACAAAAGAGAAACACUCAAAAAUACAUUUUUCCUCUAUGUUAAAUAUGGUUUUAUGAAACACAGAAGGCAUGGUAUCUACCCUAGACUUAAAAACCUAGCAUGAUCUAGCAUGUAAAAAAGCACAUUCUGGGAGUUCCCGUUGUGGCGCAGUGGUUAACGAAUCCGACUAGGAACCAUGAGGUUGCGGGUUCGGUCCCUGCCCUUGCUCAGUGGGUUAACGAUCCGGCGUUGCUGUGAGCUGUGGUGUAGGUUGCAGACGUGGCUCGGAUCCUGCGUUGCUGUGGCUCUGGCGUAGGCUAGUGGCUACAGCUCCGAUUAGACCCCUAGCCUGGGAACCUCCAUAUGCCUCAGGAGCGACCCAAAGAAAUGUCAAAAAGACAAAAAAAAAAAAAAAAAAAAAAGCACAUCCUUUUCCCAAUCCAAGAGUUACAGGACAUGUCAUAGGACAUCCUUCCAAAAGUUAUGUAGUGAGUUCGAUCCUUGGCUUCACUCAAUGGGUUAAGGAUCCGGCGGUGCCAUGAGCUGCAGCGUAGAUCACAGUUGUAGCUCGGAUCCUGUGUUGCUGUUGCUGUGGCGUAGGCUCCGAUUUGCCCCUAGUCUAGGAUCCUCCACAUGCCGUGGGUAAGGCCCUAAAAAGACAAAAAAAAAAAAAGUUAUGUAGUGAAAAAGCUACUUUGGGAUCUACCCAUAUGUAUUACUUCCUCUUACUGUUACUUUCAUCAACAAUGUUAAAGGAAACUCCAUCUUCAACCUGAGCACACACAAAUUUUUGUCAGAAUAAAAAAGUUACAUACAAUACUCUUAAAUUGUUUUCUACCCACUGUCCAAGCCUCACUGAACUGUGCUCUUCAGAACAUAAGCAAGUGCCUAUUUUUCUGGUUGCACAAAACUUUCGGCAACACAAGACUCUAUAGAAUACUUAUGUAUAACGUGAUGAAUCUACUCAGAUCAUUCGCUCACACUGUGAUUUUCUUUGAGGUAAAAUGUGUGAAACUAUUUUUGGAACCCUAAUUUGCCAAAUUUAUUUUCAAACUGCAAACUGCAAAUAAAUCAGUAUGGAAACACUAAACAGAUGACUUUUUUUUUUAUUACUUACCUCAUAGGCUACUAUCCCUCAGCAAGAACUGAGUUUUCUCCCCAACCUUUACAUAUUUGUCAGUUUCUACUUCAAUCAGUUGUAGAAAGCAGAUAAAAUUUGUAUAGCAUUACUUAUAAUGCUAGUACUUGAUAAGGGUGACUAAAAAUCAAAAUAAUUGGCAUACUUAGCAAAAACCAAGUACACACAAUUAGGCCUUGAAAGAACUAGAAGCAAAGCAGUCCAGUUCUAAAUUCAAGAGCAAGAGCUCUAGAAGACCUAGAUGCUCCUGACAGCUUUCUUCUCUAAUAAAGGUUCAGUUUCAAGAAUAAUCCUGGCUUUAUUUCUACACAACUAUAUAUAGAGUAUGGUACUGGGAAACUUAUUCAUAAGAAUAAGCAUAAUUACUUUGACUCAAGGCCAAAUACUCAAGACACAGAGGCAUGUUUCUGCCCAAUGGCUUCAUCUAAAACUUUAGCAUUAGUUUGCCCAAUUUUUCCUUUAGUUUCUCUUAAAUCAGUUCACUCUCCAUGUAAGUACUCAUCAGACCAUAAACUUAAAAGUUCAGAGUCAGAGUCUAAAAGAAUUAGAUCUCGAACUAUGUCCCUCCAAUCAAAAUCAUUUCAGUUUCCUAAUGAAACAGAUCUCAACUGCAGAGUCAAUCCAAGGAACCUGGCCUGCCAGUCUGAUGGCCAACUUUGUUUUAGUCAUACCGCACCAGAAAUACUUAUACCGGGGUCGACAUUUGGUUUUGCAAGGCAGGCAUUUAACACUCAACAAGUCAUUUAUCUAGCUGAUCAAAAAAGAAAGUUCAAGGCAGGUAUGUACUAAAUCUAUUGGCUCUUAGACCACUAAAGUUACACGGCUGCUUAUUUUGUUUUCAGACAAGAAGAAAUUAGUCAUCACUAGCCACAGGUACAAGCAGAUUACCAAAUCACACUCGAUUUUUAGCAGUGACACUUCUGCAUGUUAAACUGUCUUAAGAUAGUAAGUUUCCCUUAAGUAUUUUGUCAACUAUGUGCCAGGGCACUGUGCUAUGUAAACCAAAAUGGGUUCCACAUCAAAUCAAGGCCCUUAUAACCAAGACACCAUGCUUUAAAAGCAGAGGAGCUGGGGAACUGCUGCCUUCAUUUCUUUACAAAUUAAGCCAUAUUCUUUUUUAAGUCUUCAAAACCCUAGAUAAGUAAAUCAUUAAAUGCAGUCUUCGAAGGGCUAAAUCAUACUUCUAAAGAUAUAAAUUCUAGCAAAACGACAACAACGCAAAAGUAAACCUUAAAAUGUUAAGAAUGGCCUUCAAAGACGAUUAAGCCCCAUGCCUGCCAUGUUACCAAAGUUUAGGACCUUCCUGUUAAAAGAUUUCAGGACCUCUAAAUUCAACAGAAUGGCCAACGCUAGAAUCCACUCUCUAAGAGUACCGCAGAGACCAAAACUUAAAAGGAAUAUAAAUUGUUCAUAAGUAACAAACAUGCUUUGCAGACUUAGAUUUUUUCUGGACCAAAGUUUCAUAAGCUAAAAUCCAACUACUGAAAUAUGCAUCCAUUCAAACCUAAAAGAAACGUCUUACAUCACAACCAACUAGUCUUAAGGAGCACUUCUACCUUUCCAUACAACACAAACAAGCAUUUCUACUCCAGUAGACUGCUCAAUUCCCACUGGUGAUAAACAGGUAUUAGCGAUUUACAAGUAUCGACCUGGUUCUCAGGUCCACUCCAAUUCUGGACUUAAGGCUAAAACUUAUGCUAACACGGGAAACAGAAAUACAAAGGUGUAGGCCAAGAGAUGUCAAGCAGAGGCUUGCAGAAGGACCCAAGCAGUAGUUCUCCACCCUUCUCCGAGCAUCUCCAGGAUAGUCCUACCUAAACAUUUUAUGUAAACAUGGGACUUAGGACUCAAGCCUCCAGCCCCAAUAGGUGGAGAGAAGUUUCCUCGCCUCGGCUGCACAUGGUUUGCAGAAGUUUGGCUGGAGCAGACAGCGGAGCCUGGGUGGGAGCGGCAGUGUACUUAGUGCUGCAGGCGGCGGCGGCGGCGGCGGCGGCGGCGGCGGCAGAGCAGCAGGAGGCGGAGGCGGGCGGGGGGAGGGGAGGCGGCUGGGGGGGCGGAGGGGGCUCUUGCCGCCACAGCUCUCUCGCCGCCUCUCCCCCCGGCGGGAGCCGCUCUCAGCCUCUUUGCACUAGUCGCUCCGCUCUCUCGGUCAUGUGACCUUAACGUAACCGGACAGGAAAAGCCCCGCCGCCGCCGCCGCCGCCGCGCCGGAGACACCGACCGCGGCGGCAGCAGCAGCAGCAGCAGCAGCAGCGAGAGGCAGAGGCGGCGGCGGCGGGGAGAGCACAGCCAAGGCUACCCAGCGGUGCCUCCUCCACACCCCCCGCCGCAGCAGCACCGACGACAGUGAGUGUGUCCGUUUGAAACCCACUGACAUCCAGCCAGACAUCUUCAGCUAUCUGCUGCAUCUGAUGUACACGGGAAAGAUGGCGCCGCAGCUAAUCGAUCCCGUUCGAUUAGAGCAGGGGAUCAAGUUUCUGCAUGCUUACCCGCUGAUCCAGGAGGCCAGCCUGGCCAGCCAAGGAGCCUUUUCUCAUCCCGACCAAGUUUUCCCGCUGGCUUCCUCCUUGUAUGGCAUUCAGAUUGCAGAUCAUCAGUUAAGACAAGCCACCAAGAUUGCUUCGGCACCUGACAAACUUGGCCGCGAGGCCCGGCCGCAACCCCCCAGGAUGAGCCAGGAACAGGUGCCUGAGGCCUCGCAGCUCUCCCAGCUGCCUGCAAACCUGACCCAGGUGAAUCGGACUCACAUGACCCCCUCGGACCCGCUGCAGACCUCGCUGUCGCCCGACCUCGUCUCCACGCCCGUCCCCCCGCCUCCCCCCGGGGAGGAGACCAACCUGGAAGCCUCCUCCUCUGACGAACAGCCCGCAUCCCUGACCAUAGCCCACGUGAAGCCGAGCAUCAUGAAGAGGAACGGGAGCUUCCCCAAGUACUACGCCUGCCACCUGUGCGGGCGGCGCUUCACGCUCCGGAGCAGCUUGCGGGAGCACCUCCAGAUUCACACGGGGGUGCCCUUCCCAGCCAGCCAGCCCGGCGAGAGCCGCGUGCCCCUGUCGCUCUGCAGCACCACGGCGGACCUGGGCAAAGACGCCAUGGAAGUGCCUGAAGCGGGGAUGAUCAGCGACAGCGAGCUGCAGCACAUCUCGGAUUCGCCCAUCAUCGACGGGCAGCCGCACUCGGAGACGCCGCCGCCCUCGGACAUCGCGGACAUUGACAACCUGGAGCAGGCGGACCAGGAGCGGGAGGUCAAGCGGCGCAAAUACGAGUGCACCAUCUGCGGCCGCAAGUUUAUCCAGAAGAGCCACUGGAGGGAGCACAUGUACAUACACACCGGGAAGCCUUUCAAAUGCAGCACUUGUGACAAGAGCUUCUGCAGGGCCAACCAGGCGGCCCGGCACGUGUGCCUCAACCAGAGCAUAGACACGUACACCAUGGUGGACAAGCAGACUCUGGAGCUGUGCACCUUCGAGGAAGGGAGCCAGAUGGACAACCUGUUGGUGCAGACGAACAAACCCUACAAAUGCAACCUGUGUGACAAAACGUUCUCGACUCCCAAUGAGGUGGUUAAACAUUCGUGCCAAAACCAGAACUCGGACGUCUUCGCCCUGGACGAGGGGCGGUCCAUUCUCCUGGGCAGUGGGGACUCGGAAGUGACGGAACCCGACCACCCGGUGUUAGCUUCCAUCAAAAAGGAACAGGAAACCGUGUUGUUAGACUGAAUGUUCCUUAUCUUUUUAAAAAACCUUGUCAUUUUAACACAGACUAUCUUCCUUCCCUUCCCCCAAUCCAGAACUGUAGCUCUCCACGUGGCAUGAGCCGAACGCGUCCCUGGCCCCUCCCCCCCCUCCCCCGCGCCGUCCCCAGCCCCCUCCUCCGGAAAGGCUUUGUGCAUCAUAAACCUGGAACAUAUUCACUUUAAUUCAGGGGAUAUUGGAAAGAUAAUGGUCAGUAGUACUUAUAAACUCAGAUUUUGAGAGGUUUUCGAUUAUUUAAAAGCAUCCUUGGAACUAAUGAAGGGUAUUUAACCAAACAAAACCACGCGAAUGCAAUUUGGUAACCAAGCUAAAAUUAUGACUUUCCCUGGGUAAUAAGUCUUCCUUCUCAGAAAGAUAGUGUCUGGAAACACAGCAUGCUUCUUAGAAAUACAGCGGGGCUCGGGACUAUGCACAAUCUCCAGGUGUGGGGAAACUUGAAACCCAAGAACAUGUUCUUAGUAUUUAUCCUCCAGGUAUCUUAUUUCAGAAUGCAUCCUUUCAGAUUAUGUCCAGUCAAGAAAAAUCAUUAGUUAAGAAAUCUACUUGAACAAAACACAGAAGAGGAAAAAGUAAUAAUGUGAUGGCAAUCUGAAUUUUUGGAUACAACAUGACAAGCUGUGAGUUUGUGUGUUUGGAAGAGAAAAUGUGUGGAUACCGGCUGUAAACAGGUGAAUGAAUGCACAUGCCUUAUCUGAUUGCUGGCUUUUUUCGAAGUUGAACAACAACAAAACACUGUGUUUUCGUUUCUGAUAAAUUUGUUGGUUGUUUUAAAAAAUCAGAUUUGGAAGUACUGUUCUGUAGGUUGUCUUUCUGAAUAGAAAACGACAUGCCAUUCUAGCAGUUGCCAGUGGUAAAUUUGUUUAGCACCAGUUAGCUGCUUUUAAAUCAGUGUGUGUGCGCAGGACAAAGGAUGCAGGAAAUGCAUCUUACAGGGGAAGCUAUGAGCCGAUAGAGUAACUUUAAUGACUUUAAACGUCAAUGCUAAUAGUUCACUGGCAACAUUCAUGGAGGCAUUAGAAAUGGCCAAGAGAAAUCAGGACAAAAACCUUAAUUGCUCUUUGGGAAAACUCUGAAUUUUGAUGUUACAGUAUCCAAAUUUUUUCCCGACACCUGAAAUUUCCUCCAUUGGCCUGAAAGCAUAAACGUUGUCCAUUAAUCUUCCCUUAGGCCAAUAACAGAAUGGUCUCACAAGACAAAAUAGGAGCCAAAAAUAAGGACCGAAGGGGAAAGGGAAGAGCAGUUAAUAACUGUGCUGUACGUGUAUGUUAAAAACUGAAUAUCCCGUCAUCCUGUUUCAUGUAUAGUUGAGUUCUCAGAUUUGUAAGUUUUUAUACAUACUUUCAUUGAAUAAACCUUUGAUUAAAUGGGUAUAUGAUUUUAUCUGCAUCUUCCUUUGUCCACCCAAAAAGAUGCAGGAAGGACAAAUAGCGUUCCUGCUGUGUCUCCUUUCUCUCUUGAACUUUGGGCAACUCCCCUAACCUGAGUGGCACUUUGUAUAAUUGUAAAAUGAAGACAGUAACUGCACUGCUCAUAAGUUUGGGAGAAUCAGGAGUUCCCAUCGUGGCUCAGCGGAAACGAAUCUGACUAGGAUCCAUGGGGACACAGGUUCGAUCCCUGGCUUCAAUCAGUGCAUUAGGGAUCCGGCGUUGCUGUGAGCUGUGAUGUAGGUCACAGACAGACAGACGCAGCUCCAAUCUGGCGUGGCUGUGGUGUAGGCUGGCAGCUAUAGCUCCAAUUCCACACCUAGCCUGGGAACCUCCAUGUGUGCGGUACGGCCCUAAAGAGACAAAAAAAUAAUAAUAAUAAUAUUGUGAGAAUCAAAUGAGUAAAUAAACAAUAUAAGAAGAUACGAUAGGAGUUCCCGUUUUGGCUCAGCAAUAACAAACCUGCCUAGUAUCCAAGAAGACAUGGUUUCAACCUCUGGCCUUGCUCAGUAGGUUGAGGAUACGGCAUUGCCCUGAGCUGUGGUGUAGGUCACAGACAUGGCUUGGAUCCCGUGUGGCUGUGUGUAGGCCGGCAGCUGCAGCUCUGAUUCAACCCCUAGCCUGUAAACUUCCAUGUACCAUGGGUGUGGCCCGAAGAAAAAAAAAGAAGAUGCUCUAGAGAGUUGAAACUUGAUUGGAGAUGGUCUUACCCAACUGUCUUUUACAAAGAAG
Molecule: messenger RNA, 11003 nt
Organism: Sus scrofa (pig)
Lineage: Eukaryota; Metazoa; Chordata; Mammalia; Artiodactyla; Suidae
Gene: ZBTB2
Product: zinc finger and BTB domain containing 2
Biological process (GO): regulation of transcription by RNA polymerase II
Cellular component (GO): nucleus
Molecular function (GO): protein binding; DNA-binding transcription factor activity, RNA polymerase II-specific
Source: RefSeq, a predicted model, not a curated record